AUGACUGAAAUAGUUCGCUGCAUGAUUGGAGAAGAGGCUGCUAAGAAAAUUGCAACUGUUCAAUGCUCCAACAACACUAUAUCUGAUCGGAUACAUAAAAUUUCGGACCAUAUUGAAGAUCAACUAAUAAAAAGGUUGAAAAGUUGUAAGUUGUUUGCUAUUAAACUUGACAAAAGCACUGACGUUGCUGGACUUUCAAUACUGCUUGUUUUCGUGAGGUAUAUUUUUGAAACAUCUAUCGAAGAAGAUUUAUUGCUUUGUACUCCUUUGGACACAAAUACCACAGGUGAAGAAAUUUUUAAAGUCAUCGAUAGUUAUAUGAAUAAACAUCAGGUUGAUUGGGUUAAAUGUAUCGAUGUAUGUAGCGAUGGAGCUGCAGCUAUGGUUGGAAAAAUUAAAGGAACCGUGACAAGAAUAAAAAAUGUCGCACCAAAAUGUCAUAGUAGUUAUUGCGUUUUACAUCGCCACGCUCUUGUUAGUAAGAAAAUGCCAUUGGAGUUAAAACAAGUUCUUAAUGAGGCUGUAUGUAUUGUAAACUAUAUUAAGAGUCGUCCACUCCAGUCUAGACUUUUUAAAAAAGUAUGUGAAGAAAUUGGUAGUCAGCAUUAUUCAGUUCUUCUUCACACUGAAAUCAGAUGGCUUUCAAGAGAAAAGUAUUUUCCUGCUACUAAUAAUGACGUUGAUUGGAUACAAAAUCCUUUUAUGAACCAAAAAAAACCUGCAAUGUUAUCCAUGCUCGAAUAUGAGCAGUUAAUUGAAAUUAAAAGCAUGUCAUAUUUAAAACAGAAAUUUGAAUCUGGAUCUCUCAACGAAUUUUGGAUUGAACUUAAGGACGAGUACCCAUCUCUAGUUGAAAAAACUAUUUUUACUCUAUUACCGUUUGUAACAACCAUUGUGAGGCUGGUUUUUCCUCUUAUGCGUAUACAAAAAAUAAAUACAGAAAUAGAUUGA
This is a messenger RNA of Acyrthosiphon pisum (pea aphid), 951 nucleotides long. Its product is annotated as zinc finger BED domain-containing protein 5-like. The coding region runs from base 1 to 951 and encodes 316 amino acids. Lineage: Eukaryota; Metazoa; Arthropoda; Insecta; Hemiptera; Aphididae. The record is from RefSeq and is a predicted model, not a curated record. The transcript is spliced from 2 exons.